UGGUUACUUGUUGACCGUGUUAAACAAUUAGCGGGAACGGUUUUUUUUGUGUUAACACCUAGCUAACGCUAUUGUUAGCUUGUUUCAAAAUCGUCAUCAAAAACAAGCUAUACUGUUUGUAUUGUUUUUGUUAAAAUAUUGUUUCAUUGUUGCCAUCUUUAAUUUUGUGUCCUCUCACAACUGCAAUGGCGUGUGCACAGCGAGUUAGAACUUCUCAGGACACUCAGCUGUUGCCGAAUCAGGUUAUCUCCGAGCAGCAGUCCUUGGUUGUUAUAAAGAAGCUUCUGGCCAUCGCAGUGUCUGGCAUCACAUACCUCCGGGGCCUUUUCCCAGAGAAAGCCUACGGCAACAAAUAUAUCGAAGAUCAGAAAGUGAUGAUCCUUAAAGAGGAGCUCAGCUGUCCCGGUUCCAGUCAGAUUGUUCAAUGGAUGCAGGGAUGCUUUGAGGCCAUCCAGAAGAAGUAUCUGCGGACAGUCAUUAUGUCUAUCUACACUGACCCAGAGAACCCCCAGAAAGUGACUGAGUAUUACCAGUUUAAGAUCCAUUACACGGCAAAAGGAGCACAGAUGGACUUUGAAAGCAACAACAACAACAACAACAACAACAACGUGUCGUCGAUGUUGUGCGGCAACACGAAGAAGGCUAGCAUCCUGCUGGUGAGGAAGCUCUACACUCUGAUGCAGAACCUCGGUCCUCUGCCAGACAAUGUCUGCCUCAACAUGAAGCUGGCUUACUAUGACAACGUCACUCCUCAGAACUACCAGCCGCCAGGCUUUAGGGAGGCAGACGGCGACACCAUGGAGUUUGAGAAGGAGCCGGUCAAGCUCACCAUGGGCGAGGUGGCCACUCCCUUCCACACUCUGAAGUUGGACAUGGCCACAGAGAGACAGAGACUGGAGCAGGUGGAGGAGAGCGUUCAUGUGACAGAGAAGUGGGUUCUGAACAUGGAGGAGGAGGGCGUCCAGUCGCAGACUCAUGUGAUUGAAGACGUGGAGACGCCUGACAACGACAACACAGACUUGGACAACACUGAGAUCCAGAUGAGCUGUCUUGAGAAGAUGGAGAGCUGUCAGGAAGUCACGGAGAUGGACGCUCUGGUGAAGAAGACCUCUGAGAUCAUGGAGGUGGGCCUGAAGAGGACCAGGAGUGGACGGAUCAUCAAGUCUACAACGGAGACAAACCUGACUGUGAACAGCCAGAAGCCGACAGCGAUGAAGGACAAAGCGAUUUCUCAGUUCGACAUCCCCAACAGCCAGGAAACGCCGUCCUCCCAGCCUAGGAAGAAGCGCAAAUUCAGCGAGCCCAAAGAACACUACUGACGUCACUCGUCAUUUACAUUAAUGUUUUUUAAAUUUCAAUUUUGAUUACAACAAGUUACAUAGGUGUUUUUUAAAGGGAAUUCCACUCCUUAUUGCUUUUGUUUUGGGGUUGCGAUAAAACAGUUUGUUUGCUCUACAGUUUAUAUAAAUCCUACGCUCAUCCAAAAUGUGGACAUGUCCCAUUUUGGAUGUUAGAAUACUGGUUAACAAAUGUAUAAACUAACAGUAUUUCAGUUGUUUUUUAAUGUCUAUGAUUGUUUAAUUGUUAUCACUGUUUACAAAGCUUGAUUUUGUACU
This is a messenger RNA of Etheostoma cragini (Arkansas darter), 1616 nucleotides long. It is a transcript of the gene hormad1, whose product is annotated as HORMA domain containing 1. The record is from RefSeq and is a predicted model, not a curated record. The transcript is spliced from 16 exons. Lineage: Eukaryota; Metazoa; Chordata; Actinopteri; Perciformes; Percidae. Bases 186 to 1319 code for a protein of 377 amino acids.